This is a messenger RNA of Mucor mucedo, 538 nucleotides long. RefSeq names its product mitochondrial ribosomal protein subunit L20-domain-containing protein. Gene Ontology annotation, cellular component: mitochondrial large ribosomal subunit. NCBI's taxonomy places the organism in Eukaryota, Fungi, Mucoromycota, Mucoromycetes, Mucorales, Mucoraceae. The record is from RefSeq and is a predicted model, not a curated record. The transcript has a single exon. Gene Ontology annotation, molecular function: structural constituent of ribosome. The coding region runs from base 16 to 459 and encodes 147 amino acids.
UUUUGCUAAUUAACCAUGAACUGUUCAAGACACGUAUUCACCAGCAUUCGUACAUAUGCAACAAAAAGUAAAACCACAAAUUUAAAGUGGAAGCCCAGUGUACCUGUUCAACAAACAACUCUUUCUGACGGUAGUAUUUUCAUUGCACGUCAACCUCUUGUUGAACCUAGCGUUCAAGCCGACGUCGCCCCUCUCAUCAAUAAAGCCUCUGCUACUGUCGCAAAAAAAUUAUCCGAAGCUGAAAUCACCCAAAUGCGUCAAUUAAGAGAAGCCGAUCCUUCCACAUGGACUAGAUCCAAGUUGGCAAAGAAGUUUGGUUGUUCUGAAUUAUUUGUCAGCAUGGCUGCUCCUACCAAAGUCACAGUGAUUGCAGAGGAUCAAGCUCAAUCCGUUGCAAAGCACGGUUAUAGACGUGCAUUAAUCACACAAGAAAGACAAAAGAGAAAGGCCCUUUGGUAGACGAAACAAUAUCGGGAGUGGAUUUUUUUUUUUUUUUAGUUUAUUGAUAUACCUAUUAAUAAAACAAAAUUGUAAUAUA